AUGAAGAUCAUAAUCAUUUUAGUUGUGUCAUUUAAUCUUGGCUAUGGUAAGUCCGGUUGGAAUUCUAUAUUUCUAUCUCAAUAUAUAUAUUUUACAGCAAGUGAAUAUGAAGCUCUCAAGAGAGAAAAUAGGCGAGAGCUACAGAAUAUUAUAAAGAAGUAUAAACACUUGUCUACUGGAAAUGCGGAAUUCUCUCAGUGGAUUGAAAAAGUCUACAAUGAACUGAAUAGACAAUCUGGGAAUAUUAAAGGAAAAAUGGAAUUAGUAGCUCAAUUUUACCUUUACGAUAAGGAACGUCAACGCCUCGAAGAUCAAAUUACAGAUCGUCUAUCGAAGGUUACAGAUUUAUUGAUCUACAGAAGAGGCGGACCAAAAUGUGUUCAGUUUUAUCGAAUGCAGGAAAGUGAACUUAAAAGGGCCUUCAAAUUCUCCAAUUCCAGAAAAAGGACAAAAAUCGAUGAAAAUAGUACUCCAUGCCCAAGGAAUUUUAUGGUGAAAAAAGUCAAGGAGUAUGAUGAGUACGACUAUUUAAACUGGCUUUAA
Drosophila takahashii is the source of this 543-nucleotide messenger RNA. NCBI's taxonomy places the organism in Eukaryota, Metazoa, Arthropoda, Insecta, Diptera, Drosophilidae. The record is from RefSeq and is a predicted model, not a curated record.